Messenger RNA from Callorhinchus milii (elephant shark), 1201 nucleotides. It is a transcript of the gene tent5aa, whose product is annotated as terminal nucleotidyltransferase 5Aa. The transcript has a single exon. The record is from RefSeq and is a predicted model, not a curated record. Bases 26 to 1201 code for a protein of 391 amino acids. Gene Ontology annotation, biological process: mRNA stabilization. Lineage: Eukaryota; Metazoa; Chordata; Chondrichthyes; Chimaeriformes; Callorhinchidae. Gene Ontology annotation, molecular function: RNA binding; poly(A) RNA polymerase activity.
UUAACGCGAGCCGGUGCCGUCUACCAUGGCUGAUGAAAACGCCAGCAAAUGUAGUUACAACGUGUUGAACUGGGAGCAAGUGCAACGCCUGGACCGGAUCCUGACCGAGACCAUCCCGAUCCACGGGCGCGGAAACUUCCCGACGCUGGAGGUGAAGCCGCGGCAGAUCGUGCAGGUGGUGCGGAGCCGCUUGGAGGAGAAGCGGAUCCGCGUGCGGGAUGUCCGGCUGAACGGCUCGGCUGCCAGUCACGUCCUGCACCAGCAGAGCGGACUGGGCUACAAGGACCUGGACCUGAUCUUCCGAGCCGACCUGAGCGGCGACAAGGAGUUCCAGACGGUGAAGAACGUGGUGCUGGACUGCCUGCUGGACUUCCUGCCCGAGGGGGUGAACAAGGAGAAGAUCAGUCCGCUCACCCUCAAGGAGGCGUACGUGCAGAAGAUGGUCAAAGUUUGCAACGACUCCGACCGCUGGAGCCUGAUCUCGCUCAGCAACAACAGCGGCAAAAACGUGGAGCUGAAAUUCGUGGACUCUCUGAGGAGGCAGUUCGAGUUCAGCGUCGACUCCUUCCAGAUCAACCUGGACUCGCUGCUGCUCUUCUACGAGUGCAGCGAGAACCCCAUGUCCGAGCACUUCCACCCCAGCAUCCUGGGCGAGAGCGUGUACGGCGACUUCGAGCAGGCGCUGGAGCACCUCCAGCACAAGGUGAUCGCCACCCGCAACCCCGAGGAGAUCCGGGGCGGGGGGCUGCUCAAGUACUGCAACCUGCUGGUCAGGGGCUUCCGGGCGGCCUCGGAGAGCGAGAUGAAAGCCCUGCAGAGGUACAUGUGCUCCCGCUUCUUCAUUGACUUCUCGGAUAUCGGGGAGCAGCAGAGGAAGCUGGAGUCCUACCUGCAGAACCACUUUCUGGGGCUGGAGGACAGGAAGUACGAUUACCUGAUGACCCUGCAGAGGGUGGUGAACGAGAGCACCGUGUGUCUGAUGGGCCAUGAGAGGAGACAGACGUUGAACCUCAUCACCGUGCUGGCCCUGCGGGUGUUGGCCGAGCAGAACAUCAUCCCCAAUGUGGCCAAUGUGACCUGUUAUUACCAACCCGCUCCUUACGUGACAGACGCCAAUUUCAACAACUACUACAUCGCCCAUGUGCAGCCCGUGUUCACCUGCCAGCAGCACACCUACUCCACCUGGCUCCCCUGUAACUGA